ACAACUCGGGUUUUAGUAAAGUGUUUGAAUACCAAAUAAAAAAAUAGCUAUUGGAUUCUCUGGAUAAAUAAAAUUUAAAAAAAGAAAAAUAAGCAGAGAGAAAGAAAUAUCUGCUAUAUGUAAAUAGAAAAUAAACAUAAAUUACUCAAAAGCCGGUUAAAAUUUAUUGCGCGAGUUCAGUGAAAUUUUGAAGCAAAAAAACAAUAGCAAAACACCAUAUAAUGGCGGAAAAUAUCUCCUCUCCCAUCAAAAAAUUCUAUGCGGGUAAAAAUGUCUUCAUUACCGGUGCCACCGGCUUUGUGGGCGUUACCAUAGUUGAGAAACUAUUGCGUGACAUACCCGAAAUCGGCACUGUCUAUCUCCUAAUGAGAGCCAAGAAAGGUAAAUCUGUAGAACAACGUUUGGAUGAGCUCAAAAAGAAUUCCGUCUUCAAUAAAUUCAAAGAACAAAAACUCGAGGCACGUUUUAGCAAAAUUCAUCCCAUUGAGGGUGAUGUGGGUCUAGAACACUUGGGCAUAUCGGAGGCUGAUCGCCACAUCUUAAUAAACAAUGUACAUGUAGUGUUCCAUUCGGCGGCCACUUUGGAUUUUUUUCAAUCUUUGAAGGAAACCACCAACAUUAAUUUGAGAGGCACCCGUCGUGUGGUGGAAUUGUGUAAACAAUUAACGAAAUUGGAGGCUUUGGUGCAUGUUUCAAGUGCUUAUGUUAAUUCGUAUAUAACAGAGGUGGAGGAGAAAUUGUAUCCAGCACCCGAUGAUCCAGAGAAAAUUAUUGAUUUGGCAGAGACUUUGAAUGAUGAGGCUUUGAAGAAGUUGGAACCCAAAUUGUUGAAAGAUCAUCCCAAUACUUAUACAUUUACCAAGCAUUUGGCUGAGCAUGAGGUGGCCAAUGUGGCAGCCAGUUUUCCCUGUGGCAUUGUUAGGCCUAGUAUGAUUACGGCCGCUUGGCAACAACCCGUGCCUGGUUGGACUGUUUCCAAAAAUGGCCCUCAAGGUUUUUUCAUGGGAGCCUCUAAAGGUGUUUUAAGACGUUUGCCCUUGGAUCCCACUUUGAUUAUGGAUUAUAUACCCGUAGAUGUGGUAGUGAAUUCCAUUAUAACCACCGGUUAUUAUGUAAAUGCCUUGAAACUUAAAAAUGCCAACAAGCCAGCUGAAUUACAAAUUUUCCACUUGACCUCUAGUACCUAUAAGCCCUUCCGUUUUGAAUUGUUGAUUAAUAAAAUCAAUACAUGUUUGCACGAUUAUCCCCUGCAGUCGGCUGUGUGGUAUCCCAAACUUAAGUUGGUAAAAAGUUUGACACUGUUCCGUCUGGGAGCUAUACUAUUCCAUUUUAUACCCGGAUUCUUUUUGGAUUUAUUAACGAAAUUAACAGGAGGCAGACCCAUUCUCAUGAGGCUACACAAAAGCGUUUGGAAUUCCUUGAACACUUUGGAGAAAUUCAUUUUCACCGAAUGGCAUUAUGACAGCACCCGCACUUUGGCCUUGGCAAAAUCUAUGGAUCCGGCGGAUCAGAAAAUAUUCUUCUUGGACAUAGGCACUCUAAACUGGGAAGAAUAUUUCAAGAAUACCAUUUUGGGUGUACGUGAAUACUUGAGCAAAGAAUCUCCCAAGAAUCUAGAGGCUGCCAGAAGCAAGGACAGAAUUUUGUUGGGUCUUCAUGUGGCUUUGCAAUUGUUCUUUUACUAUGGCAUUUGGAAGUUGAUUAUUGCUGUUUUUGGUCUUACCAGUUCGAAGGCUGCUUUAGUUUUACCUCUUGUUUAUUAUUUAUUUAAUUUAAUUUAAGUUUUUUUCUUUAUACUUUUUUAAUUUAAUUGAAAUUUUUUUUAUAACAAUUCUUUCUUUUCGUUUUGUUUGUAAUAAUUACAUUUUGGUAGUUGUUUAACUGAAUUUUUAAAUAAACCUUUAACAAUAAGUGUGUGAGAGAAAUAAUGGUAAAAAAAAAGAA
Messenger RNA from Calliphora vicina (urban bluebottle blowfly), 1944 nucleotides. RefSeq names its product putative fatty acyl-CoA reductase CG8306. The coding region runs from base 222 to 1781 and encodes 519 amino acids. The record is from RefSeq and is a predicted model, not a curated record. Gene Ontology annotation, cellular component: peroxisome. NCBI's taxonomy places the organism in Eukaryota, Metazoa, Arthropoda, Insecta, Diptera, Calliphoridae. Gene Ontology annotation, molecular function: alcohol-forming very long-chain fatty acyl-CoA reductase (NADP+) activity. The transcript has 8 exons. Gene Ontology annotation, biological process: long-chain fatty-acyl-CoA metabolic process.